Molecule: messenger RNA, 285 nt
Organism: Kwoniella shivajii
Lineage: Eukaryota; Fungi; Basidiomycota; Tremellomycetes; Tremellales; Cryptococcaceae
Exons: 3
Coding region: 1-285 (94 amino acids)
Source: RefSeq, a predicted model, not a curated record
AUGGUUUAUAUGGUUAUCGUUUUCGUGGAAGCAAAAGUCGAAUCUAUCGAAGCGGUCAAAUCACGCAUGACUGAAGCAGGUAAGAUCUACGAGAAAGAUCCGGGAACCAUCGAAUUCUCAUUACAGCAAGAUGUUUCAAAUCCACAAAAGUUUAUCCUUGUGGAAAGGUAUGACAAGCAGUCUUCUCACGCAGAUCAUAAGCAAAAUCCAAUUUUCGAAGAAACGAUGAAAUGGUUAAAGGAGAACGUCACGAAACCCAAUGAACCUCAUCAUAUCAACCUGUAA